UCCAGUGAAUGAUCAUUGCCUGGUAUUUCACUGUCACUCUGAGACACAUCCAGUUCUGCAGGUGACCUGGAAUGACAGGAUCAGUGAUGAAGAUCAGUUGGUCUGAGUGUCUCUGUUUGAUCCUCCUGCUUCUCCAACAGACCACUGUCUCCACGUUGGAGAGCUUUGAGGUUCUUGGUCCAGCUGAUCCUGUAGUUGCUGUAGCUGGUGAAGAUGUUGUUCUGCCCUGUUACCUCAAACCCAACAUCAGUGCUGUGGACCUGAGUGUCGAGUGGUUCAGGGUUCAGACCAAAGACCCACUUGUACAUCUUUACCAGGAUCAUGAGGACAGAAAUGAGAAUCAGAUCCCAUCUUACAGGAGAAGGACAUCACUGUUCCCUGAGGAACUGAGGAACGGAAACACUUCAUUAAAAGUUAAAAAUUUGCGAGGAUCUGACAAUGGAGAGUAUAAAUGUCUUGUCCAGUCGGGGAAAUUUUAUGACGAUUCUUCCAUUGAAGUUCAUAUUAAAGCUGUAGGAACCCAACCAGUGAUCUCCAUCGAGGGAUAUAAAGAAGGAGGGAUCAGUCUGGUGUGUGAAUCUAAAGGCUGGUACCCUCAGCCUCAAGUGGUCUGGAUGGACAGUGAAGGACACAGUCUCCCUGCUGGACACACAGAGACACACACAGACAGUAUGGACCUCUUCAUCUUGAGACGACGUGUUAUUGUACAGGAGACAGAGAUCAACAGGUUCACCUGUCGAGUUCUACAAGAGGACUUAAAUGAAAUAAAAGAGACAAUGACUGAAAUCCCUGGUGAGAUGUUUCAUCGUGCCCAUCCCUGGAAGGUGACCUUUGCUGUGAUCUUCAGUCUGUCUGCUGUUGCUCAGAUCAAAGAACAGUAUGAACAGAUCACCAGUGAACUGAAACUUCUGAAGGCACAAAGAUACGCAGUUGAUGUGACUCUGAACCCUGAUACAGCACAUCCUAAACUCAUCCUGUCUGAGGACAGGAAACAAGUGAGACGUGGAGACACAUGGCAGGAUCUCCCUGACAACCCAGAGAGGUUUAAAUGCUGGAAAAGUGUCCUGGGAAAAGAGAGGUUUUCUUCAGGGAAAUGUUACUGGGAGGUGAAGGUUGGGGACAAGACUGACUGGACUUUAGGAGUGACCAUAGAGUCUAUAGACAGGAGGGAGUAUUUUCCACUGAAUCCUAGUGGUGGUCUCUGGGCUCUCAAACUGGAUAGUGGGAAUAAAUACGAGGCUCUCGCUGACCCCCCUGUGUCCCUCCCCCUGAGUGUGAAGCCCCGGAAGGUGGGGGUGUUUGUGGACUAUGAGGAGGGUCAGGUGUCCUUUUACAGUGUGGAGGACAAGUCUCAUAUCUACACUUUCACUGGAUAUAAAUUCACUGAGAAGCUCUAUCCAUUCUUCUGGCCAGGCUUCCGGAACUCAGCCCCACUCAUCAUAUCUCCUGUGAGUCACACAGACUGAAGAAACUGAAUUUAGCUUUAAUGUUCAGGUCAUGGUGUUAUAUUCUGAUUUAAUUCCCAUUCGGGGUUUGGAAUAUCUCCAUCGAAACAUGCCUUUUGUUCUGUACAUUGCGUUGCUUUUAAAUAAAUAUUGUUUAACAGCAGCUAUGUUUUAAAGUUCCAACAUGUGGAAAUAAAAGAGAAUCACGUCAUGCAAAAUUCAUUAAUUUCCAAAUAUGAACAUUAACAAGCCUGUUCAAUAUAUUUGCAUGUUGUAUCCGAAUCGACGAUUCCUGAUCACCUUACUAUUGUAUUGUCUUCCUUGAUCCUUUCUCAGUAGUCUU
Molecule: messenger RNA, 1788 nt
Organism: Scleropages formosus (Asian bonytongue)
Lineage: Eukaryota; Metazoa; Chordata; Actinopteri; Osteoglossiformes; Osteoglossidae
Product: butyrophilin subfamily 1 member A1-like
Exons: 9
Coding region: 72-1466 (464 amino acids)
Biological process (GO): T cell receptor signaling pathway; regulation of cytokine production
Cellular component (GO): external side of plasma membrane
Molecular function (GO): signaling receptor binding
Source: RefSeq, a predicted model, not a curated record